AUGUUUUUAGAUAACCAGAAGAACUGGGCUAAUUCCAACUGUUCUGGAGCAAGUUCACGUUUUUACUUCACAAGAACAUUUAACGCCUCGACAGGUGACGACAGUGCUUCCCGAUGUGUGUUUGGCGGUAAUGAAUUGUCUCGAGGUCGGGUUUGCCCAAUCCACAAUUCCUGUUCAACAACGUAUGCAAAGAUUGGGUCAAGCAAUCGUGAUCCUGACGAAUGUUCUGAGCCCGUUCAAAGACGUCAUAGGCGUUUAUUCUCUUGGGCAAAAGAAGAACCAUUGAGAAAUAUAAGAAAUGAACUUUGGACGGGCGACGUUUCAGUGGACAUUCUAAAGAAACCUUUCAAGAUCAACUUUGACACUGGAUCGACCACUUUCUGGGUGGCCUGUGAUUGUGUAAAUGAUCCGAAAAAUACAUGUGCUGGACAUACGACUAUUCUUGAUUGCAAAAAUUCUCCGAUAUGUACGAAAACUUCAGUCGAAUAUUGUGCCGAAUAUGCAGAUAUGAGCAUGGCCACCGGUUUUUGGGUUAAAGAUCGCGUUUGCAUCGAUCAUCUGUGCACCAACAACGAGCAAUGGAUUGGCUGUGCAAACUCUACAACUGUCGGCACUGAUGAAGCCGCAACGGGAGACGGGAUUAUGGGCUUGGCGUACAAUGACGGAUCGAUGAAGUGGUCACCGUUGCAACAGAUAUUCAGAAAGCCCGAAUGUGACGAGAAAGUCUUUGCUUUCUAUCUCGACUCGGAAGCCGAAAAUCGACAAGACAAGAUGAAGCCGUACUCGGAUGAAGAGUCAACGAAUUACUUUUGGAUGAUAAACGUGACGAGCGUGUUGAUCAACGGGGAAAAGGUGUGGAGUGGGGAUGGAAAUAUGUUUCUUGACACGGGUUCGGAAUCUUCGCAGUUACCAACAGUUGCAAUGAGGAGAAUGAAAGAACUGAUAAGCUCUACGAGCGACCCCAAAAACUAUCCAAAAAUCACUUACAUAAUUGAUGGCACUCAUCAUUUCCAUGUACCCUCGGCUGCGUAUUGCGAGGAUUAUUCUGCGAAGCACUGUGGAAUGGGUCUUUUUGCUGAAAAAGACGCCGAAAAUCUCGAGUUUGGAGUUUUGGGCGAUACAUUCUUGCGAGCCAACUAUGCCGUUUUCGAUCCGAUCAAAGGUCGCAUUGGACUUGCGCCAAGUGCA
Mesorhabditis belari is the source of this 1188-nucleotide messenger RNA. The record is from the annotation of a GenBank genome assembly. NCBI's taxonomy places the organism in Eukaryota, Metazoa, Nematoda, Chromadorea, Rhabditida, Rhabditidae.